GGAAGGGCCUCCGCAACACCAAAAAAACCCAGCCUAGAGCAAAGAGCGAUCAGACACAGAGUGGAUCACGGAAACCGUGAGGUACGGCGACCCUUUACAGACAAGUCCGAAGCCAUGCUCGCACAGCAUAAAUGACCUCCAAUUCCGUGCUUUCUAGGAGGUCAUGCGCCGCCUGCAAUUGCGCCUAUCGGUCUUGGCUCACCGCGACACAUCGUCAACGAAACCCGGGGUAUCGCAACUUCUAUCGAGCCCAGUCAACGACUAAGAAGGCCACCACAGAGCCAUUCACGCACUCGGCUGGGCAGGAUGGCGUCUCUUCCAAUGCGGCAAAGCCUUCUCGUAGGCCCCCCAUAAGGGCUGCCACCUCGAAUUCGUCGUCCUCGCUCAUAGACCGCCUAACCAAUGUCCCCGUCUUGCCGCACAACACCGAGGGAUCGGUCGUCAUCAGACCCGCCUUCCCCUAUCCGCACAAAACCGAAGCCCGCGAGGACCAGCGGAGACAUCACCGCGCCCGCGGGCAACAAGCCCGACUGCAAAAGUUCCUGGCCCAGUCCGGCGACUGGCGGGAAGUCCUCCAAAUCUUGGUCGAUCAUAGUCCCACUCACGAAGAGCCUCGGGAUGCAUUAAAAGUCAUCAUUCCGAAGGAUUCGGUUGAUCUCCUCUGGACGGAUCGCGAGAACAAUCUGUGGAACAUCAAAUCCAGAACACAUUGUAAGAUAGCGCUGUAUGAGCCAUCUGCCGACGCGGCCGAAGCCGGGAAGGAGAGCAAAACCGAGGCCAAAGGCGAGGACGAAGGCGAAGUGAGGAGCGAGAGCGAGCGAGAGGACUCAGACCCUUACAUCACACUCAGUGGUCAGCCAGCGGCUAUGGCUGCCGCGGUUGAUGACAUUCUGAAGGUUACCAAGGGCGCCACUGUCAUGAAAGUGCCCGACGGCUCCAAGCUGCCUCUGCGCGGGAAGGCCGUCCACUAUCACGUAACACCGAAGCCAAUACACCCCUACAAGCUCACCCAGAGGGCAGAUCAGAUCCCACGACCGGAUCAAUGGACAUUCCAGACAUUCUACCAACAUGUUUGUCGCCUGACCCUGGGUGAGCUGAGCCCAAGUCUUGCUAAGGAGCUGUACACCCGCUUUGCCGGUCAGGGAUGGGAAACGCACCAGACGGCGGUCGUGAAGCAACUGCUUUCCGUCUUCAAUGACCCAGUCGCCUCAACCGCUGCGACCAUCCCGGCGUUCAAAGAUGCCCUAACCUAUCUGGUACGGGCUGGCGAGUCUUUCGUCAAUGAGGCUCGGGCGCUCGUUGACCGCGCCCGCAGUCUGGGUCUGCGCAUAGACGCGGACGUCUUCAACAUCCUAGCCGAGGCGCCAGUCAAGUCGCGGAACUUGCCCGCGUUCAAAACGAUACUACGCCAGAUGAUCUCGGACGGACACCGGCCAAACCUACGCACAUGGCUCCUCUUUUUCCGCCUGGUCGAGGCCGAGGACGUCAGGCGAUACAUCGUCCAUGCGAUGGACACCAAAAACCAUUUCGCCAACGUUGCGUCAGCGAUCGAGAUAUCGACUGAGAUGGCCGACCACGAUAUGCACCGCGCGAUACAGUUGGGGCAGAACUUGGAGGUCUUCCUUGGCGCACAGCGUGCGCUGUACGGCCCAGAGUGGCGGCUGACCACGCGCGCUGCCAACAUGUACCUUGACGUUCUCGGGCGUUAUGGUAAAUUCGAGGAAGCAAGUCGGCUUCUAGAACAUAUGUUCGCGUGCGAGUCCCCCAAGCCAAACAGCGACUCCUUGAGCAUCCUUUGGAGACACUGCAAGUUGCAAAGCAAGAUCGAGCAGGCCAUCAAAUACCUUCGCAUGUUUGAAGAGCAUCGCCGAUACGUAGUCAACGGAGAAGCGCUCGAGCAUUUGUUUACGACUGCUUGGAAGACGAAGAAGCCCUACGUGGCCACUGCCAUCUGGCGGUACGCUCUCUUGACAGAUAUGGCGCCUUACGCCGUGCGACAGCGCAUUCUCGAUUGGCUAGAAGGGCAUGGUUCCCCGAAGCUUACGAGCCGAAUAGGCAGCCUGUGGGAGCCCCCUAACGGAUGCAACCUCACCAGACAGCAAUUUGUGGAAUAUCUCGCGCUGUGCGACUACAUCAACGAUAAGGCCCGAGCUGAGGGCCUUCCGAAAACAAGAGUUGUCUUCACAGGGCCCCCAGCAGCGCAACCACGCCGGAGCACCGACGUGGACGAGGGCCGUGGCAAUGUUUUCUGGCACCUGCCUGCCAGAAUGAAACACAGGCUUGUCUACAACUGGGGGUCGGAGAGAGGUCGCAAAAUGAAGCCGGCCAUCCGCCUCGGCGAGUUCUUGGAGAAGGCCCUGGAACGUGAUUACCGGGUGCACGCAAUGGCGCAGCAAGGGAAGGAAGGCGUGAUGGCGCUGGAGCCGGGCUCGGUCGAUCCACAGCCCGUACCACUGCCUCUUGUAGAGCGCCAUCCAUAUGCUCUUCUGAAGUAUGACCAGCAUAGCAUAAGCUAGGUAUUGCCUACCUUGGGUAUGUAAGGCAUUCUAUGGAUGUAACAUUAUAUAUGACAUUUGCAAAGUGUUGAGGAUACCUUAUCUACGUCUUGAGAAAUGCCAACUCGGUGUGAUCUG
Molecule: messenger RNA, 2633 nt
Organism: Chaetomium strumarium
Lineage: Eukaryota; Fungi; Ascomycota; Sordariomycetes; Sordariales; Chaetomiaceae
Exons: 1
Coding region: 132-2516 (794 amino acids)
Molecular function (GO): protein binding
Source: RefSeq, a predicted model, not a curated record